AUGCCGGACCCCUGGGACAGCAAAACGGUCAUCGGCCUUUUUUGCGACCCGUAUGUCGCCAACACGAACCUCGAGGGGGGCCACUCGGAGGAGACGCUAAGCGACGUCUCCGGGUGGCUCAAGGAUCUGAAGAGCAGCAAUCCAAAGGCAUCCAAGGUCCUCCAAGAGGCCUCCCACCUCUUCGCAGAGGGCGCGAGGCUGGGCAAUGAAGGUCGUGGGGCCUUCGGCUCUGCGACAGGAGCUGCCGCAUGGUGCCAGUCGCUGCGAAAGGCUUUGGAGGGCCUGAAGCAAGGGGACAUGCUGCUUGCGCCUGGCGGGUGGAUCCACAACAAAGGUGGCCAUGCCAUCCUUUACCUGUUCCAGCGUGUCCGUGGCAACGAGUUCUCCUUCGCGGUGUGUAACACUGGAGAAGGGGUCAACGCGCAUCCGCAGGAUGCCGGAGCUGCCGUGUUUCCAAAGGAGAAGCACGUCACGUCCUGGCGUCUGACGGGGAUCCCUGCCGAGAAGGUCCUGGACGAACUCUGGCUCCAUGCUCUUUUUAAGAUUUACUUCACCAAAGCAGAUCACCACAAGCCGCCUAUGCUCUACGAAGUGCUGCUUCCGAUGCUUCUGCCAAAUGGUGAUGUCCGGAAGCAGACAGACGAGUCCUGGCAGACAGCGGCAACCCUGCAACGAGCUGGCUCCUGCUACUACAAGUGCAUCCCUGCUGCCUUGCGUUUGAUUCUGGGCACCCGGGGCAUCGAAGCGCCGGAGAGGAAGCGGCUGAUGUACCAACUGCGCGUGCAGCAGCUGCAGCAGAUCCACAGGGCCCUGGGAAAUACGGACCUGGAGGGACUCUCUCGGUCGGACCUGAUGGUGGUCGAGUGUGCUUGCCGGCAGGUGGCGCAGAAAGUGCUUCGAGAGGAGCGUGUUGGCCUUCCUGCCAAAGACAUGGAAUCGGUUCGGGAGCUCAUUGCGGCGGUGGACGCCAAGGUGGGAGAGGCGCACCAGGCCCAACGAGAAGCGAUGGCGGCGCGCGCAGUCGGGAUCAGCGAGGGAGCGAACCCCGCAAACGUCGGCUACGUGGGCUUUCCCGGAUGGGAGGCGCUCUCUGUCGCAUGGGCCGGCAAGGGUAACAGCAACUACCGCGCCUACUCCCACCUCAUGGGGCCCAAAGACAGCCAGAAUCUGGGGGAGCAUGUCGAUCUUGCCAGCCUUCGCCAGUUGAGCGGAAUCGAACUCCUCCGUACAGUUCGGACGAUGUGCCCGACGCCCAUCGCGGGUUUGGGAUUCAGGAUUUAG
Symbiodinium natans is the source of this 1281-nucleotide messenger RNA. The record is from the annotation of a GenBank genome assembly. Lineage: Eukaryota; Dinophyceae; Suessiales; Symbiodiniaceae.